AUGCCCGCCCCCAAAGAUACCAGACCAAUCGUGAUCUCCGGCCCCUCAGGCGUCGGCAAAGGCUCCCUAAUCGAGAAACUCUUCUCAAACCACCCAAACACCUUCGCCUUCACAGUCUCCCACACAACCCGCAAGCCCCGCGCCGGCGAAGUCGACGGAACAAACUACUUCUUCGUCGAGCACUCCGAAUUCGACUCCCUGGUUGCCGAAGGAGCUUUCGUCGAGCACGCAGUCUUUGGCUCAAACAAGUACGGAACUAGCCACAGGACUAUCGGUGACCAGAUGGCCAAGGGAUUGGUUGUUGUUUUGGACAUCGAGAUGAACGGCGUGAAGCAGAUGAAGGAGAAUGACAGCAUUGAUCCUCGUUAUGUGUUUAUCCAGCCGCCCAGCCUUGAGAUUCUGGAGGCGCGGUUGAGGGGGCGGGGAACCGAGAACGAUGAGGAUGUGCGGAGGAGGCUUGCGCAGGCUACUGCGGAGCUUGAGUAUGCUAAUCAGCAGCGGGGGGUUGAUAAGAUUAUUGUGAAUGAUGAUCUGGAGGUUGCGUACAAGGAGUUGGAGGAGUUCAUCUUUCAAUAG
Messenger RNA from Penicillium longicatenatum, 576 nucleotides. RefSeq names its product guanylate kinase. The record is from RefSeq and is a predicted model, not a curated record. Gene Ontology annotation, cellular component: cytosol. Bases 1 to 576 code for a protein of 191 amino acids. NCBI's taxonomy places the organism in Eukaryota, Fungi, Ascomycota, Eurotiomycetes, Eurotiales, Aspergillaceae. Gene Ontology annotation, molecular function: GMP kinase activity. Gene Ontology annotation, biological process: purine nucleotide metabolic process. The transcript is spliced from 2 exons.